Molecule: messenger RNA, 1178 nt
Organism: Oppia nitens
Lineage: Eukaryota; Metazoa; Arthropoda; Arachnida; Sarcoptiformes; Oppiidae
Exons: 5
Coding region: 254-1021 (255 amino acids)
Source: RefSeq, a predicted model, not a curated record
CAAUCUCCUAUAUAAAUCAAUUGAAUAUUUCAAUUUUUAGAAAAGUGAAAGUUAAAUGAUUAGUUUAUAAAAAAAUAUUAUUUUAAAAUUCCAAUAUAUUUUUGAAGUGAUAAACAAUAAAAGUAUUUUAAUUGAAAAAAUCAAAGUUAAAAGUAAUAAAAAAAAUUCCACCAGUUUUAUCAAAAAUUAUAAAUAUAUAUAUAGAUAUAGUGCAAGUAUAGUAUAGAUAUUUUAUUAUUGAGGGUUACCUUAAAUGAAAGUUUUGACAAUAAAUAUGUCAAAAUUAUUGUUACCUCUACUAUUAAUCAGCAUUUGUUGUGUAAUAACUUAUGGCGCACCCGCCAACUCAACUAAGUCCCAGUGCUCGACGGGCAACGAUGCCGAUAAAUGUAUGAUGCAUUUGUUGCUUAUUGGAGAUCCUAAAUACAAAUUUCCCGAAAAUAUGGUUACAAUGAAUACACAUUGCAGACAAAUAAAAAAUUAUGAAAACUGUAUUAAAGAUUAUUCAAAAAAGUGUUUGCAAUCGUUUCCCCGCCAAGUGACUGGUGUUCUCGCUUAUGGUGUAGCCAAAACAAAUAAAGGCUAUUGUACUAACAAAAAGCGUAAAGAUUCAUUUAUAGAAAUAGGAAAAUGUGCUAAUAAUAUAAAGCACCUUGGUGAUGCUUGUAUGAAAACGUACAUUGAUGAUUUACAGGGCAUUGAAAAUUUUAAAGAUGCUAAACUUAAACUUCCUAUAGCUUGUUGUAACUUUUAUAAAAUGAAACAAUGCAUUUUGAUAAGUGUUGAGAAAAAUGGUAAACCAGUUUGCAGUGAUAGUAACUAUCAAGAAAUUGAACGCAUAAUAGAUGGCUAUAGUUAUGAUGUUUUGCAAUUGAUUUGUGGAGAAUAUACAGAAGAUUCCGACAAAUGUCAGUCAUUACUACCAAAGACCCCCAAAAAGCGGUCGUCACAAAAGUCUACCCGUUCUCUGUUACCGCCAUUUAUUAAUAUAUUGAGUACGUCUACUGUCGAAAACAUUUAAAUGAUUAAACUUAUAAUUAAUUUUGUAUUUUCUUUGUCAAACUAUUGUAUCAAUACAUUAUGUAAAGUAUUAUUUAAAUCUUAACAUAAAAUUAUUUUAACAUUUUUAUAUUACAUUAGACUUUAUAUUAUUUCUGAGUAAUAUUUUUUUAUUUAAA